CCAAAGAGUACUCGAAGCGGACCAGCAGCAUACAGCCUCAGCGUAGAGUUCCACAAUUGUCUAGUAAUUUUGUAGGCCACCUACAGCCAUCCACGACAACAACAACAACAUCAUCAGCAGCAAAAACAACUGCAACAGCAACUACAACAUUUGACAGCGGCGACAGCGACAGCAGCUCAGCAAAAAGAAGCAGCCUCAACGUGAAGCGUAGCUGUCCGUGUCUCGGUUUUACUAACGCCUGUAAACGCUUCUAUCACGGAACGUUUUGCCUCGCCGGGCAUUCUCGUUCGUGCGUCGGUUCGUGCGGCGGUUCGUGUGCGUGAGCAGCGGCCCCAGAAAUUCCAAAAUAGAAUCAUAUUUGCCACGUUUAUUUUAUUGCCAAAUUUGCACAAAGUAUCAACGACGGCGUUUGAGAACAAAUAAAUUAAUCAGAGUGUUUAGAUUGAUGACAACACCAGCAGCAACAUCACCACCAACAGCAACAGCAACAACUACAACGACAACUCAAGUGCAAGUUGAACAAACAUAAAAGAGCGAAGAAAAAAAAAAACAAAACAAAAAAUACAAAAUAUUAAAGCCAAAUAAAUUCAAAUCCAUUCAACAAGCAAAAGCAACAAAAGUGACGAAAGAGUGCAAUGAAUGAAAUGAAAUUGGCAAAUGGCCAAAAGUGUAAACAUUAAAUUGAAAUCAAAAAUUAAAUGAAUACAAGUGUUGCAAUUUGUAAACGCAGUUAACUAAAGUGAACAUAAAACACAAGAGUUAGGGGGAACAAGAAACGGGUAGCUGCAACAUUUUUAUUUUUUCCCAAAUUCGCGCCACUUAGACGCGAACUUUUUGAAAUAAAUUUUCCCCUGUGAACCAGAGCGCAAAGCAAAGCCGGCAACAUAACGGCGCAACUAUUGAACAGUUUCCUGAAGGGUUCACCCCACCAGACGACGAUUGAUAUCAUGCAGAAGCUCUAUUCGGAGCCGCCAAGUGGUGCACCGGUCAGUAUGACCAGCGCCGGUGGCGGCCCCAGUAGUGCUGGCAGUCAACCACCGGGUGGUGGUGGAGGCGGCGGGGGUGGUGGUAAUGGCGGCGGUGGAGCUAGUGGUGCCGGAAACAGCAGCAGCGCCAAUCCAAAUCCCACCUCAAAUGGCGGCAGCAUGAGCCCGCUUGCCCGCUCCGCAUACACAAUGAAUAGCAUGGGUAUACCGGUGGGUGGCAUGUCCUCCGUCUCUCCACAAGCAGCUGCGACUUUCGGCUCCAGCGUUCUGGACUCUGCCGCCGCAGUGGCCAGCAUGAGCGGCAGUAUGGGUGCAGCAGCGGCAAUGAAUUCCAUGGGAGGAAACUGUAUGACGCCCGGCUCGAUGAGCUAUGCAUCGAUGGGGUCUCCGUUGGGUAACAUGGGUGGUGGUAUUGGCAUGACAGCGUGCAUGUCGGCAGCCGGAUUACCCGCCUAUGGUAGUAUGCCCUCAGGCCGUCCAGACUGUGGCCCUGAAUCCCCGAAUUCAAUGGGACGACCCCGUGUGGACAAACCGACAACAUACAGACGCAGCUAUACGCAUGCCAAGCCCCCAUAUUCGUACAUCUCGUUGAUCACAAUGGCCAUACAGAAUAAUCCGACGCGCAUGCUCACGCUCUCGGAGAUAUAUCAGUUCAUAAUGGAUCUGUUUCCCUUCUAUCGACAAAAUCAGCAACGCUGGCAAAACUCCAUACGCCAUUCGCUAUCGUUCAACGAUUGCUUCGUUAAAAUACCACGUACUCCGGACAAGCCAGGCAAAGGGUCCUUUUGGACGCUGCAUCCCGACUCCGGCAAUAUGUUUGAGAACGGUUGCUAUUUGCGUCGCCAGAAGCGCUUCAAGGACGAGAAGAAGGAGGCCAUUCGUCAGCUGCACAAGAGUCCCUCGCACAGCAGCCUGGAGGCCACCAGUCCGGGCAAGAAGGAUCACGAGGACUCACAUCAUAUGCACCAUCACCAUCACAGUCGUCUGGAUCAUCAUCAGCAUCACAAGGAUGCAAGUGGGGGCGCGCUGAGUGGCGUAAAUGUGUUGAGUGCAGCCCACAGCAAGGAUGCUGAGGCCCUGGCCAUGUUGCAUGCGAAUGCCGAACUGUGUCUGGGUCAGCAGCCACAACAUGUGCCCACGCAUCACCAUCAGCACCACCACCAGCUGCAGCAGGAGGAGCUGUCCGCCAUGAUGGCUAAUCGCUGUCACCCCUCGUUAAUUAGCGACUAUCACUCGUCGAUGCAUCCACUGAAACAGGAACCCUCCGGAUAUACGCCCUCCAGCCAUCCGUUCUCGAUCAAUCGCCUGCUGCCCACAGAGUCCAAGGCGGACAUCAAGAUGUACGAUAUGAGCCAAUAUGCUGGCUAUAAUGCGCUCAGUCCACUCACCAAUUCACAUGCUGCCUUAGGCCAGGACUCGUAUUAUCAGAGUCUUGGUUACCAUGCACCGGCCGGAACCACGAGCUUGUGACAUCACCAGUAUCCACUGGCUUAAGGGCGAGCGGACCAGAUGCUGCGCACCAAUGCGGCGGCCACAGCGAGCAGCAUCUUUGGCCACCACCACCAUCAUCAUCAACAACAUCAGCAACAUCAACAGCAUCAGCAACAACAGCAGCAGCAACAGUUGCAGUUGCAACAGCAACAUCUGCAACAGCAACAGCAGCAGCAACAACAGCAAGAUGCAGCGCAGCAACUGACAUCCGCCUCAACGACCACUGCAGCAUCAUCAGCAUCGUCAUCGGCCACAACAACCAGCAACUCACAUCAGCAGCAGCAGCAACAGCAACAACAGCAACAAGAGACAGCACAGCUGCAACAUCAACGCAAGGUUGCCGCAGCUUACUCCAAAGCUGCCGCCAACUACACGCAAAAGCUGCAGCAUCAGCUGCUACAGAGUCAGCUAUCGCCCGAACUUCAAGAGGACUCCUCCAACAUCACCUCUGACCUCAACGAGGAGCAGCUGCAGCAGGCGCAUCAGCAACAGCAACAGUUGUACAACAACUAUCAGCAAUAUGCGGCAGCGGCCUCCUAUCGCAAUUGGAACCACAGCCUAACUUUAAAUGGUGCGGCGGCUCUCCAGAAUUUGCUGUAGCGUAGCGGCAACGGAGACGGUGGCGGUGGCAGUUACCACUAAACACUGAACACAAGGCAGCCCUUUGUGUGAACCACUAGAGGGGCCUAGUGAAUGCGGCCCGUGUUCCAAUUAGCGUUCGGCCUUCAAAAGACACACCGCCGACUUAACUACCAACGUCGUCAUCGUCUUCUUAAGCCGUAGCCAUAGCCGUAGCCGAAGUCUUUGCCACGGCCGUCGGCUUUGAGUUUUUUGAUAUUGUGCGCAUGGCCGGCGGUCGCUCGAGCGACCUUUUAGCACCUAGCGCUGGCUCGGUCGCAUCCUUUGCCAAGUGAGUAACUGUGUCCAAGGCGCGUUAAUCUCAAGAAUGCAGACGUGUCUAUAGUUAGAGCACAUCUACGUCUACAUUUGUAAAUAUUUAGCUCUUCUUAUUCUCUUUUUUAUUUCAUUCAUUUCUAUGACGAGUUCAGGCAAUCAAAUAAAUUAUUCAAAUAAUUACAAUUUUAUUUCAAGAAACCAAUUUAAAGUCCUGUACAUUUUUAAAUUGUAUUGUAUAAUUUAGAAAUGUUGUUGGCCCUUUUGGUAUACUUCACUUUCUUUCCAGUUCUGAUGGAUUCCUUAAAGUGUCUAGUACUGCUUUGGGGUCCACUGCAGUGCUUAUUUGUUGAAUCUGUUAUCAAUUUAAAAAUUUUUCAAGGAUAACCAAAAUAAACUUGUCUCGAUGGAAAGUAAAUUAAAAUAGAAAUAACCACUUUCCUUUUGCAACAAGCCUUUUGAAAGUAUCAGCAACAAAUUUAUUAAUUUAUUUGCUUGUUUGAAGUCGUCUUAAAUCGUAUUUUGUAUUUGUACUUAUAAUAUCAACGAGCACUUGUUUAGUCUUCGGCCUUUAGGUUUUAUGUUUAUGUCGUUUUGUUGAGGGAUUUAAAUGUGGCCUCAGCCGCAAUCCAAAAAGUGAUGUAGUUGUAAGCUCAAAAUGGCAAAAAAGUGUUGUAAAAACGUACAUUAUGUUAAGUAAAAACAAAAACAAUAGCAAAACAAAAUACUUUUGUUUGUUGCUAACUUGCAUAUUAUGCCGAAAAUUCCGUGCCAUUUGUUUCCGAAAAGAGAAAAUUUUGAAGCAGAUUAAAUAUGUACACAAAUUAUAAGAGAACUUACCUAACAAGCAAUAACAAUCAAAUCUGGGGACAGAGAAGUAUAUAGUACAUGAAUACUAUACAAAAAAUAGAGAACUAACCAACUAAACCAAUAUUUACAACUCUGAACGGACUUGAAUCAGACAGCUUUAUAUAAGCGGUGGAUAAGAGGGGGCGGGCGUAUGUGUAAUGUUUCUUAAACCUUUAUCCAAAGGCAAUCGAAUUCGAAUCAAAAAUGAUCAAAAACCAAAAAACAAAGCAAAAAACAUCCAACUAAAAACAAAAUAAAACAAAAGCAAAAGUACUGCAAACACAAGAAUCUUCAAAUUAAAUAUACGAAUGAAAAAAGAUAAACAAGAUUUGGCCAUGCAUUAAAACGUGACGUUUAUUUUGUAUGAUAAUUUUAAAAGUUAUUUUUUAUACGCAACUGAUUUCUCCUUUACAUUACUUGCAAAUGUCCUUUGCAGCACAUGUGUUUAUGUUGUUGUACGAAUUCGAUUAGGCUUAGCGUAUUGUAAAUAAAAUAGUGCUAUUUAAAAUUAAAAUUCAAUAAAUCAAAAAGGCGCCCUGGCCUGUACAUUUCUUCAAACUUGCAAAACAAAAUACCUUUUUAACUAACUUGAGAAUUAAUCAAAUUGUAUGAAAAUUAUGCCACAUAAAAAGUAUAUUGUAUAGCACUUAACGUUUAAUUAGCAUAAAUGAAAAAACAAAGAAAGCUGAAAUUCAACUAAACGAGACGUGUAAACAAUGAACGAAGAAAUUGCAAUUAUUAUUCAAUAAUUUUUAAUAUUAAUUUUAUUAUGCAAAUAUGCGCAAAAAUCACCCAAAAGCUACAGAAAAAAUGAAUGAAACACGCAUUUUUACAUUGAGCUAAGCUAAUUAAUUAAAUACAAUAGUUAAUAGUUUAAUACGAUUACGAUUAAUUAACUGUGCAACUGUGCGAAAUGUCUUGUAAGUUUGUUAAACGCUGCGUAUGCGCAAUGUUUAUGCAAUGUAACUGUAAUAUAUACAUAAAUCGAUAAAUGUCAGCUAAAGCAAAAACAAAAAAAUAAAAACAACAAAUAAAUAAAACAAAUUUGAAAAUAA
Messenger RNA from Scaptodrosophila lebanonensis, 5275 nucleotides. It is a transcript of the gene fkh, whose product is annotated as protein fork head. NCBI's taxonomy places the organism in Eukaryota, Metazoa, Arthropoda, Insecta, Diptera, Drosophilidae. Gene Ontology annotation, biological process: anatomical structure morphogenesis; regulation of transcription by RNA polymerase II; cell differentiation. Gene Ontology annotation, molecular function: RNA polymerase II cis-regulatory region sequence-specific DNA binding; DNA-binding transcription factor activity, RNA polymerase II-specific; protein domain specific binding. The transcript has a single exon. The record is from RefSeq and is a predicted model, not a curated record.